Molecule: messenger RNA, 2163 nt
Organism: Haemorhous mexicanus (house finch)
Lineage: Eukaryota; Metazoa; Chordata; Aves; Passeriformes; Fringillidae
Product: loricrin-like
Exons: 3
Coding region: 163-2163 (666 amino acids)
Source: RefSeq, a predicted model, not a curated record
GCAGUCGGGGCUGGGCUUGGCCGUAAAUAAAUCAAUCAUUGCUUCUUUCCAAGAGGAGGACCAGAUCCUAUAUAAAAGUUCUCCCACACCACGUUCCCUCAGUCCCGUUGACUCCUUUCCACUGGUUCGUGCCGUGGGACACGGACUCCCAUCACACAGACCAUGGGCUCCCACCAGCAGAAGGGCGAUGGCCAAGGGAUGUCCGAGCAGUCCGGAGGGUGCCACGGCGGCGGCGGCGGCUGCGGCUGCUGCUGCCAUCACGGAGGAGGUGGAGGAGGAGGAGGAUGCCACAGCAGCGGUGGAGGAGGAUACCAGAGCCAGGGAUCGUCCUGCCACGGAGGAGGAGGAGGAGGAGGCGGCUGCUGCGGUGGCGGCGGUGGCAGCGGUGGCGGUGGUGGGAUCAUUUAUCAGACUCACAUGCCAUUAACCUCCUGUGGAGGUGGAGGAGGAGGUGGAGGAGGAGGAGGCGGCCAGCAGAGCCAAGGAUCCAUCUGCAUUAUUGGAGGAGGAGGAGGAGGUGGAGGGGGCUCUGGGCAACAAAGCCAAGGUCCCAUCAUUAUUGGAGGGGGUGGAGGUGGCGGAGGAGGGGGUUCUGACCACCAGAGCCAUGUACCCAUCUGCAUCGGAGGGGGAGGAGGAGGAGGAGGAGGUGGGGGUGGUGGCCAGCAAAGCCAAGGUCCCAUCUGCAUAGGUGGAGGAGGCGGUGGUGGUGGUGGAGGUGGUGGUCAGCAAAGCCAAGGUCCCAUCUGCAUAGAUGGAGGAGGUGGUGGUGGAGGUGGAGGCUCAGGCCAGCAGGGCAAAGGUAUCAUCAUUAUUGAAGGUGGCGGUGGUGGUGGUGGAGGUGGAGGUGGCGGUGGGCACCAGGGCCAAGGUCCCAUCUGCAUUGGAGGGGGAGGAGGAGGAGGUGGUGGUGGUGGUGGACAACAAAGCCAAGGUCCCAUUGUGAUUAGUGGAGGAGGUGGUGGUGGAGGAGGCUCAGGGCAGCAAAGCCAAGGUCCCAUCUGCAUUGGUGGGGGUGGCAAGGGAGGAGGAGGAGGAGGAGGUGGUGGUGGUGGCUCACAGGGCCAAGGUCCCAUCAUCAUUAGUGGUGGUGGCGGUGGUGGCAAGGGAGGAGGAGGAGGAGGAGGAGGUGGAUGUGGUGGUGGUGGCUCACAGGGCCAAGGUCCCAUCAUCAUUAGUGGGGGUGGCGGUGGUGGCAAGGGAGGAGGAGGAGGAGGAGGAGGUGGUGGUGGUGGCUCACAGGGCCAAGGUCCCAUCAUCAUUAGUGGAGGAGGUGGUGGUGGCAAGGGAGGAGGAGGUGGAGGAGGAGGAGGAGGUGGAUGUGGUGGUGGUGGCUCACAGGGCCAAGGUCCCAUCAUCAUUAGUGGAGGAGUGGUGGUGGCGGUGGUGGCAAGGGAGGAGGAGGUGGAGGAGGUUCAGGGCAGCAGAGCCAAGGUCCCAUCUGCAUUGGAGGAGGAGGAGGAGGUGGUGGUGGUGGUGGUGGUGGUCAACAAAGCCAAGGUCCCAUCGUUAUUAGUGGCGGCGGUGGUGGUGGUGGUGGAGGUGGUGGCUCAAGCCACCAAGGCCAAGGUCCCAUCUGCAUUGGUGGGGGUGGCAUGGGAGGAGGAGGAGGAGGAGGAGGAGGUUCAGGCCACCAGGGCCAAGGUCCCAUCAUCAUUAGUGGUGGUGGUGGAGGAGGAGGAGGAGGUUCAGGGCACCAGGGUCAAGGUCCCAUCUGCAUUGGAGGUGGCAUGGGAGGAGGAGGAGGAGGAGGAGGUGGUGGCUCAGGCCACCAGGGCCAAGGUCCCAUCAUCAUUAGUGGUGGUGGAGGAGGAGGAGGCUCAGGGCAGCAAAGCCAAGGCCCCGUGUGCAUUGGGGGAGGCAGUGGAGGAGGAGGAGGAGGUGGAGGAGGCUCAGGCCACCAGGGCCAGGGUCCCGUCAUCAUCAUCGGGGGCGGUGGUGGAGGUGGAGGUGGAGGUGGCUCCUCCAGCUCUGGAGGAAUGUCCAUGCAGCAGCAGACCCAGCCCAUCUGCUGGCCACCACAGACCAAGCGCAAGUAGUGGCUGCCAGAAGGACUCUGCCACCAAGGAAGCCCAAGAAAUGAAGAUGCCUGACAUUUCCUCACCUAUUAAAUUUAAGAUUAUUUGCCUUGUUCUCUUCUCCCUUCCCCUGGGAAUGUUCUGA